Molecule: messenger RNA, 11293 nt
Organism: Sipha flava (yellow sugarcane aphid)
Lineage: Eukaryota; Metazoa; Arthropoda; Insecta; Hemiptera; Aphididae
Product: vacuolar protein sorting-associated protein 13B-like
Exons: 53
Coding region: 112-11187 (3691 amino acids)
Source: RefSeq, a predicted model, not a curated record
AUUGUUUGUAAGUCGUCAAACUAUGUACACGUAGAAAAUUAUAUUUAUUUGAACAAAAUGUUUUUCCUCUGUUUUUAUUAUUAUGAAAUUAUUGUGUAGGAUAAAUUAAUAAUGUUUAGAAUCGAAUCAUAUAUUACAUCGAUUAUACUGAGUUACGUUGAAAAAUAUGUGAAAAAUUUAAGGCGUCAAGAUGCUCAAGUGUCAUUAUGGGAUGGCGAAGGUCUAUUUCAAAAUCUGGAGCUGGACUUAGAUGUUUUAGAAAAAGAGUUAAAUUUACCUUUUAUUGUGUUAAGUGGUCAUAUAAAUCAAUUGUUAAUUCGAGUUCCAUGGACUAAAUUAGGAUCUGAAGCAGUUAAAAUUACUAUUGACACAAUCGAAUGUGUUUUAAAAUUAAAAACUCCUCAGCAGAAGAAUACUAAAAAAAAUGACAAGAGCUAUAGGGCAAGUACUGAUUAUGAUGAACUACCACCUCCAUCAUAUGUCCAGAGUUUAAUUAACAAAAUUAUUGGAAAUCUAUCUGUAACAUGCAAUAAUGUAAUUUUAAAAUAUAUUGAAGAUGAUAUUGUACUUUCUAUGAAUAUAAAAUCAAUUACUCUAGAUUCGUGCAAUGAAAACUGGAUAGCUGAUAUUAUAGAAUUAACACCAUCUCAAUUAGUUUUAAGGAAAAUUAUAAACCUGUCAGAUGUAACUAUUUGCUUGGACAGAAGAAAUGCUUCUGGAUGCAUAGAAACAUACUUAGAACCAUUAUUGUAUAAAUGUUCAUUAUCAAUUCGAUUAUGUCGAAUGUUUCGGUCUCCUCAUUCUGCUCGACCAUUUACUACUCAAAUGGAUUUGUUCUGUUCAAAAAUCGCAUUUAUACUUACUGAACCUCAGUUACCAAUGUUUUUGAGAUUGUUAACUAUGAUAUUAGAACUUAAUGCUGCUGAUGCUCCAGAAACAAAUACCUGUCUUGAUGAUGAAUCUUACAAUAGAAGCCCUAGUAGCUGUAGUUCAAUUUCAGAAACAAAUAUAGCCCAUAAUGACAGUUGGGUUGAUUGGAUGUGGAGUUGGGUACCAAAUGUUAAUUUAUCUAGUGAAGUUAAUGAACUUCCUUUCAGUUCUGAAGCCGCUGUAAGCGGCCAUUCAUUAAAUACUGGGAUAUAUAUUGAUACUCUUUUAUUUAUCUUUAAAAUCAAAUCCACAAAGAAAUUAAAUGACUAUAGACCGUUACUGCAAAUUACUUUGAGAAGUUCUUUGCUUGAAAUGGUUUCACAUCCAUUAGACUGGAUAAAUGUACAAUUUGGUAUAAGUAAAGCAAGCAUAGAACCUCUGGGAGACUGUACUUGUGGUGCUCAGGAUUGUUAUACGAAUACUUAUUUUUCAUCUGGUGUAUUACAAGAUUCAUACUUAUUAAAAUCAUUAUUUCGAGAAAACAUAAAUAUUAAUGCUUUUAAUGAUAAUAUAUUUUCAUUUGAUCAUCAUCUAAAUCAAUUUAGUGAAACAAUCCUCUUAGAAAAAACCUCUGCAUUUGCAGUCGACUAUUUAUUCACUCAGAUUUCCAAUAUAAACCAGCACAAUUGUGAUGAAAAUCCAGAGAAUUAUUCCACGUCUGAAGAAAAAUGUUUAUUAAGAUUUGUUGCUGGACCAAGUGUUUUGAAUGUGUCAUCAGGACUCAUUCACAGAGUUGAAUUCAUUUACAAAUUAAUUCUUGGUCAUGAUUUAUUUUUAUUCACUACUCUUCCACAAUCUUCACGUUUGGAUAUUGAUGAAAAACUCAACACUUUGAAUAAUCCUAAUAUUCAAAUUAUGGUGUAUCAGUUUACAAUAUUUAACCCUACAGUCAAAAUAUAUCCUGCUUGUCAUGUACCAAUACCAUCAUCUCAAAGACACAAAAAAAAUCAAAAAAGCUGUUUGAAACAAUUUGAUCCUGUGUUUAAAAACCCACCAAUAGCUAUUUUUGAACUGAAAGUUCUUGAUGGUCGAAUUGUGAAACCUAAAAAAAAAAUGAAAUGGUCUUCUAUACCACAAAAUAUUACAGAAGAAAUAAAAUCACUAAUGAAAAUUAAAACUAUAUUUAGGAUGAAAGAUUUUGUUAUAAAAAUUACAUUUUCUAGUUUCACUCAUAAGUUGAUAAAAAUUAACAAUAUAGGAUUUACUUCUACAGUGGACUGUAUUACAAAUUUUAAUUCUGAUUGCUUACUGGAUAUUGAUAUAAUAAGUUUUACAACAUCAAAAGAAAAUUAUUUAUUGAUAUAUUAUAUAAUUAAUUCAAUAAUUAUGUCUAACCAUCGAAGGCUUUUACAUGUUAAUCAUUAUAUUUUUAAAUCAUCAUUAUUAAAUGAUGCCCCAGGUUCAAUUGUAUUGAAAUUUAAUUUGGAAGGAGCUAAAAUAUAUUAUAAAUUAGAAAAUCAAAUAUCUUGCAUUAAAACUAUAUUGAACAAUAUUAGUGCAAAAAUGGUAUUAUACAAUUCAUUAAGUAAUAAACAAAGUGCUAUUUUAGUGUCGACCCCUGAAUUUAUUAAAAAUGCAAUGCCAUUCCUUCAUGUAAUUCUUCAAUUGACAGAUAAAAUAGAUUCAAAUGACAUGCCAUUAAUAUAUUUAAAAGUUGGCAAAUUAGAUAUGAACUUUGAUCCAAUGUUAUUUGAUUGGCUAAUUUACAUACCUGAAAUGUAUAACCAAAAAGAAAUAAAGAAGAAAAAUUCUACUUCUGAUUUAGCAUUUUUUAGUGCUCCAAGUCGAAAAAUAUCAGAAACUAGCAUUAGCAGUGAUAAAAAAAAAAAGCCCAAACCAUCUAUUCAAAGUAGUAUUUCAGAAAAUAUUUCAUUUCAUUCUGCUAAUUAUAUGCAUUUAAAAAUUGAAUCUAAAGAAAUGAAAAUCUUACACUUAUUCAACAAAUGGAAAUCAUCAAUGGUUUUUGUUGAUACAUCAAAAUUUGCUUUAUAUUUUCCUAGCAAAUCAUUAUCAAUGUUGGAAAAAUCACCAAGUUGUAAGGAUUUCAACCUGAAAAAAUUAAUUGAAAUGUCAACCAAUAAUGGAAAUGGAUUAUUGGUAUUUAGAAUAUCAAAAAUUUCUUUAAAUUGUAUUUUACCAAAAAAUCAAAUAGAACCAUAUUUAAAUACUACUCCUGUACGUUUUCCUAAUACAUUAUGGUCACCUGGUAAUGUGUAUUUUCCGUGGCAACUAAACUUUUUAAAAUUAGAAUGCUAUACCAUUCAUAGCUCCUACGAUAUUACAUACCAAAGAACUUAUACGCAUAAAAUACAACUAUUGUAUCCUUUUAGUGCCCAAUGCACUUUGGCUAUUACAACUCAGUAUCAUGAUAAUAGUAUAGAGUCAUUAAAAAGUUUAGCUGCUUGUAUACAUUGUGAUUCCGAUCCAGUAUCUAUUUGUAUAUCAGAACAACAAGUGCGACUUGUUGCUGAUUUAUUGAAAAAACAAAUUGAAGUAUACAAGGUGAUAUUUUCAAAUAUUGAGUAUGGAACAUUUUUUAAUCGAUCUGUAGCUCAUGAAAUGUCAUCUAUUCCUGAAGAUGAAAUUGUUGAAUCCAAAAUACAAGCAUUUGAUAUUAAAAAAACUAAAGAAAAUAUAAAACUAUCUGGUUGGUUUCAAUGGACUUUAGCCCGAUUCUCAUUGAUUAUUAAAAAUAAUCCAGAACAUAGUUCAACAGAAAAUGUUAAACUUGUAUUGGACUUAGAGGAUGUGAUUAGUUCAUUAGAUUUUGGAGUCUCAUAUCACAAACUGAAAUUGAAAAUAUCUUCUGCAUCUAUACAACACUUUGUUAAAAAUAUCAAAGAAGAGCAAUGGAAACAUGGACCAUAUUUAGGUCUUAUACUUAAAGGUUAUGAUCCAUUAAAUAACUCAGAGAAAUCAAAAACUGAUGGUUUUAUAAAUUUUACACUAACUAGAGCUUUUAAAAGUUCUUUUCAAGGGCCUAAGUUAAAUAAAGAUAAUACAUCUUUAUACAUGGUUAGUGAUGAAAUGCUUAAGUUAAAUCAACAAUUAAUGGAUGAUUAUAUAAUGGAAAUUGUAAUCAAAGUGCAACCCAUUGACAUUGUUAUAUCUCCUUUAAAUCUUCAUACAUUUUUGACAAUUAUUGAUCCACUAUUAGAAAUAUUUAUUAAUUCGGAAUAUAUAUUAAAUCCUUCAUCAAACUCUCAUGAUAUGUUAGAAUCAACAAAAGGAUUAUUUGGUUCAACAUUACCACUGUUUUACUUAGAUAUUGCAUUGUUAAGAAUUUUUAUACCAAUUUCAGUACUAGAUUAUAAAAUUGAAAAUCAUGAUACAGUCAUUAUUCAGGUUAAUUCAGUAAAAAUAAAUCAAAAUCCUGAAAAUCCUAUUGCUCGAACUCCACUCAGGAAAGAUUUGUAUGCUGAAGCUGAAAAAAGAGGAUUAUUGACCAUUCCUGGUUCAAUAGUUGAAGAUCGUCAAUACCAAAUUAUUAUUAAUGGGUUUUCAAUAAAAACUGGAUUUUGGAUUGAUUUUAAACAAGUUUUAAAAUUUUAUCAAGCAUCAUUAACUUUGGAUACUGAUCAUCAACCAAAUGCUGCAUUAUUAUGGAAUGAAGGAAAGCGACCUAGAUCUAUGGCAAAUUCAAACAUUGAUGAAAUUAAUAUGUUAACGUUGUUUUAUGAAGUAUCUUUUCACUCUGUUUUUGCGCCUCCAAUUAUAUUUGAACCAGAAAAUACAUUGGUGUGUAGCAGUUGGAUGGAAGUGAAUACAUUAAAUGAAAUAACAAUCACUUUAUCUGUAGAACAGCUAUAUUUAUUGAAUAUAUUAGUUUCUCAAUGUAAUGAAUAUAUAUUAAGUCAUUUAAAAACUAAUUACACUCAAUAUGUACCAAGUGAAAAAACACAACCAAAAUGCAUAAAUGAAUCAUUGACUCAUGAUAGUUGUAUUCAGUCUACAGAAUAUAAUAAUAAAUAUUUUGAUCACGACAACAGUUUGAUAACAACGGCUGACAAUAAAAUUAAUUCUCAGUCAAAUGCAUCAAUUUUUACUAAAAAAGACUCUAAUACCAUAAAUAAAAUUCCAAUUGAUAUAAUCAUCACAGGAAAUCAAAUCAAUUUAAAUUUUUUCAAUUACAUUGUGAAAAACGAAAUAAAAAUUUCUGAACCUUUAAUCUUUAUUGUUAUUCAUCAACCGCAUGUAUUUUUUUCUCUUUCUAAUAAUUCUGAUUCUUGUCAAGUAAUAUUCUUUGAUCUAACAAUGUCAUUGGCUCCAAAAAAUAAAAUGUAUGAUAUUGAAGUACCCGAUUCCAAAAUUUAUUCUGUAUCUCUGUUUGAAACUAAGUCUAACUCAAUGGAUGAAAUUCCUCUAGCAUUUUUUACAUUGAAAAUUUCCCGUCCGAUUACAAUUGGUCAAUAUAAAGUUGAACUUAUAUUAGGAAGAGCAAUUUCAUUGUUAUUAAAUAAAUAUAAAAUGGAUCACUGUUGUAAUUUAUUAGAUUUUAUUAAACAAAGUUUUCAUACAUGUCCUCUGCCUUAUGAAGCAACAAAAAAUGAUAAAAAAUAUAAUCUUUACACUGAUCCAAAGCCUAAUGAAAUUUUGAAUCAGACUUUUCAAAUUGACUCUAUUGUAUCUCAAUAUGAAACCGAUAAAUUUGGUUUGCAUAAUUACGAUGAUACAAUUAUUGAUUCAGUUGAUGAUAAUUUGAGUGAAACUAAUAAGGAAAUGAACACAAAAAUAAUUGAAAUACCAGUAUUAUUGGUAAAUGAACAUUUUUGGUACUCAAAACCAAUAGUUAUGAAUAUAUCAACUCAACAAAUAUUUAUUAAACUAUCCACAGAAAAUAAUGAUAAUAUUAUAUUUAGUAUUGAAAGUGUACUUUCUAAAAUACAUUGUUUAUGGAAAAAACCAUCAGAACGUAUGAAUGGUGAAAUAACAAUGAACAGUGUAACAAUAUCUAUUGGACAUAAUUAUUCAAAUUCCAGUGCAAAUGAAUUGAUAUUACACCCAUGUACAAUGACUUUAGAAAUUGUCUUGUCAUCAGAUCCAUGGGUUCCAGCAAUUUUGAGACCAACAAAACAAAUUAAAAUACUUACAGAUUAUAUCUCAUUUCAUAUAUCUCCAGUUAAUUAUAAUACAUUAAAACUGAUAUGGAAUGAAUAUAAAUAUUUAUUGGAGUACAAUAAAAAUGCAACAACAAAUUUAAGUCAAAAUUCUGAAUCUGACGAACAAUUUUAUCAAGAUGAUCUAAGAGCCGGAGCUUUUCAAUUUUUGGAAACAAAUAGUUCUGAUUUACCUUUGCCUUAUCAAAUUUUUUUUUCAGAAUAUUUUUCCAACGAUCCACCUAAAAUAACAUGGCGUUAUCCUCAACCUCGAAAAUUGACAAAGAUUGAAAUACAACCAGUUCCCAUAGAUAUGGAUAUGGACAUUGAACUUCAUUUGCAAUGGUAUGAUGAGAUACAGAAUUGCUUUAGAGAACAUACUAGUUUCAUAUUUCCUAAAUAUGAACCUAUGUUAUUGAGACUCGAAUCUUGGCAAGCAGUUUCAAACACAUGGCAAAUAAUUAUAAAUAACUCAUGUACAGUUCACUCCCAGUUUCAGAUUAAAAGUUUAGUUGGAUGCCUUAGAGUCGACUCAUAUUUCUCACCAAACUUAGUACCACAGUUACAGUUUUCAUUAUCAGCAUCUUCAAUUAAAGUAAAUAUUUCAUAUGAUAUUCAAAAGAAAUCAUAUGUGCCAAGAUAUGAUUGUAUUUCUGAUGUUCCACCAAAACAUACACUAGUUUUUUUUAUUUUGGAUCAAAUAAACAUUGGCUUCAAACUUCAAGAAGGAGAAAUGAAUAUUUCAGCUCAAUCACAUGUAAAAAUUGAACUCUUAAACUAUGGUACAUUAACACAAAUUCCAAUUUUAAAAUUGUUUUUUUUAUUUACAAGUCAUCAUGUAACAAAACCAAUACCUGAUAUUCAAUACAACAUUCAAACUGGAGCUAUUACAUGUCAAUUUGGUCCAAGUAUGAUUAACUCUUUGACUGCAGCAGUACAUCUAUGGAAUAAUCAUUCAUAUUUUAUAACUAUGCCAUAUAUUAUUUGUAAUGAUACCAAUUUCAAAAUAAUAUUUGGUCAAGAAACCACUAAUGAAAUUAUCACUCUUGAUAGUUUGCAAUCCUAUCAAUAUACAUGGCGAGUGCCUACUGAACAUCCUCGCAUACGAAUUAGUGUUGGAAAUAUUGACAAUUUAUCUUGGAGUAAUGGAAUAAGUUUACAUCCUGAAACUUUAAUGUCAUUUAUUGUAAAAAAUCAUAAAGGAAAACCUCAUAUAUUAAUAUUAUCUAUAACAAAUAUGACGCCUUCUAUCAUAAAAGUCACUGUAUCCAGCCAACUGAGUAUUUUAAAUAAAACAAAUUAUUUAUUGGAUGCUCAAUUUACUAAAAUUAAACAAAUUGAAGAACAAAAAGAUAGUCAUCAAAAUUUGGUCUUACAAACUUUAUCUAUUGCUCCAGAAAACUUUUCUCCAUCCAUAAUGUUACAUAAUGAACUAAAAGUUACACUAAAAUUACGGUUUUAUACCCCUAAUCUUGAAGGCCCUUGGUCUGGACCAAUCCCACUGCAUGCAGUUCAAACAGUUAAUGGAAAUCAAAAUUCUUGGCUUGUUAAAAUUCCAAUGAAAGAUAAUAUGAAAAAAUACCGUAGUAUUUGGUGUCGCUUGAUCAUUGAAAAUAUCAAUAAAAUUCCUCGUAUGUUGAUUUUGUUAAUGCCAAUGUAUGUUGUUCGCUCAUAUUUACCCUAUGAUACUUUAUUAAAUUUUAAUUUAGUUGAUAGUAAAUUAGAACAAAACACAAUUAUAAGAGCCAAAUCUGCCAUCACAUUAGAUGAAAUACAACAUCUUGAUUUGCCUGGCACGAUGAAAGAUGUUUAUAAUUUAACUAUAAAAUCAAAUGAGGAUUCUUUAGCUUCUACUCCACCAGUAUCUGUAACAUAUCAUAUGAAUAUUGAUUUGCCUGAAUUAAUAAAUGAUAGUUAUUUUACCAUUGAAGAUAUUUUUAAUGGAAAAUAUUCAAUUAUGGAUUCUGAUCUCAAAUGGCCAUUUAUUGGUAAACAAUUUUCAUGUAUAAAAUGGAAACAAAGUGAUUUACCAGAUACUCAAACUACCGUUAAAGUUCAACAUUAUGGACAUCUCGAUCCUAGUAAUGGGUUAAGUCGCGUUAUUAUUGUUCAACCCUGGGCAUUGAUAGUUAAUACAUCUGGUCAAUUAAUAACAUUAUGCAACUCAACUGACAUACUUUGUAAUUUAGACCAGUUUUGCGUUGUAGCACCUCCAGUUAUCAAAUAUACAUUUUAUAUCGAUCUGAAUAUUGGUUGUACGACUUAUCGUUCACAACCACUUCAACUUUGUAGUAGUCAGUCAUUCCACAUGCCACAAGUCAACGGUUUGAUUCCAUUAAAUGGUCAUACAUCUGUUGUUAUUAACUGUAAACAUUAUAUUGGUUAUUUAAACAUUUGUUCUUUGGAUCAUAAUAACAUGAGAAUUAUUCAUAUUCAAAGUUCAUAUAUUGCUUCAAAUCAUAGUUCAAUAAAUCUAAAAGUAUUAGCUGUUUGUGCUAAUCCAUCUUCAGGUGUAUUAGAUAUUCCAAAAGACAUUGAUGAGAACUCGGUUGAUUUGCCUAAAAAUAUUAAUGAACUGGGUAAACCUCUGGCUUUAUGGACAUUAAUUGGUAGACAGAACACAUCAAACGAAGAAUUAGUUCAGUAUAUAAUACUUAUAUCUGAUGGUAAUAUUAGUUGUCCAAUUAAAUUAACUGAACUAAUAAAUGAAGAACGCCCUUUGCCUGUUCUGUUUUCAAGUUGUGUUAUAAAUCCAUUGAUUUGUGUUACACUGCAAGAGUUAAAUAAUCAAUAUUUUUUUACUGUAUAUAAUCAACCAUAUCCACAAUUUAUUCUUUACAAUCAUUGUCCAGUAUCAUUGAAUCUUACUUUAGCAAAAAAAUCUAAAUCUAAAGAGCCAAAGCCAUUUUCAAUUGAUUGGAAUUGGACCUACAGAAUAACUUCUGGGAAAAAAGCAUAUUUAUCUUUUCCACACUCAGUUUCAUGUAUACAGAUUCCUAGAGUAUUAAUUGGACUUGAUAAAAAACCUUUUAAAGGUUGGUUUGCAAGUAUAGAAUUAAGUGUUUGUGAAAGCAGAUUAUUACCAGUACCUGGUCAAAUAAAUGAUAUAAAAGUUUUAAUUACAAAGAGAGCAUUUACAUUAGAUGUAGUCUUUAAACCAGCUGCACAAUUUGAAUUUUCAGCUAAUGAAGUUCGGUUGAGAUUAGCUAAAAGUGAUAAAUUUGAAGAUAAUUUAUCAACUAAUAACAAAAUUCUGAAUAAUGUAAGACAUGAAACAUUUCGAAAUCCUACAAGUUCUUCCCAAAACUUAGUCUCUAAAUCAAAAUACAAACUAUGGCCUUCAAUAAAAUGUCAUAUUCAUACGUUUAUAUUCACAUUAUUUGUUGAUGACAUUGGAUUCAGUUCAAAGGCUGUAAUUUCAAUGACAUUAGAUAACAUAGCAGCAACCUUAGAUGGAAAUCAAGAUGCUUCAAAAGAAGAAAUGAGCAUAAUUAUUUCAAUAAAUAAUAUUCAAAUUGAUAAUAAUGCAUUUAUUGAUGGGCAUUAUGAUUUUCCUGUAAUACUAGUAAAACAAAAAAAAAAUAUUGAAGAAGUUUAUUUUGAUACUAGUUUCUUAAAACCAUUGUCAAAUGUAAUACAUGAUCUGAGACAGCUAGAUUCAGCUAUUAUUUUAAAGUUCACAUUAGAUAUAACCUAUCACUUAACACCAGUUAUCUUGGAUCUAGAAAUAACAUUAUUUACUUUUGAAAUAUUUAUUGAAGAUCGUUAUUGUUAUUAUAUGCUAGAAAUAUUAAAAAACUUUAAAUCAACAAUAACCACAUCAAAAGAAAAUAAUCUAACUCUAGAUGAAUUCAUUCCACUUCAUUAUUUAGUGAUGGCACAUUCCCAAGAAUUUCGUAAUCCUUUAGUAUUUAGAAUAUUUACUAUAAAAUCAUUUAAAGUUAUGAUAAGUUUGCAUACAUCAACAACGUUUUAUGUGGCCCUCGACCGUUCUCCUUUAGAUUUUACAGAAUUUACAAAAAAAAAUUUAAUUACUUCAUCUUAUCAACUCGGUCGAAGUUUAUCAUUACAUUACUUUUUAAAUGCAAUAUAUGGUACAGGAUGGGCAUUGGGUUCUUUAGAAUUUUGGGGUUCUCCUGGUGGAUUAGCCAGGUCUGUCGGAACUGGUUUAUAUGAUUUUGUAACUUUAUCUGCUCAAGGAAUGACUGAAGGACCAAAAGAAUUUUUUGUUGGUGUUUUGAGUGGAUCUGCAUCGUUAGUUAAACAUGUUACAACAGGAGCAUUAUCAUCGGUGACAAAAUUUGCAUCUAGUUGGUCUAGAACAUUCAACCGUUUAACUCUUGAAGCAGAAGAUUUAGAGCAAAUUGAAGAAAUUAGACGUUUACGACCACAAAAUUUUUCUCAAGGAAUCAUACAAGGUCUUAGUGAAUUCGGAAUUAGUCUAUUAGGAGCAGUUGGUGGAUUAGUCAAUCAUCCAAUUCAGUAUGCCAUUCAAGAUGGUCCAGAAAGAAGAAGAGGAUUUGUUAACACUGUAGCUAUAGGUUUUGUUGAAGCAAUUACAAAACCUAUCAGUGGAGCUGCUGAACUGGUAGCCAUGACUGGGGAAGGAUUUUUAGCUGGUGUUGGAUGGAUUAAAAGUCCACAAUUACGUUCCAGUCUUAAUUGUAAUGAAAUUAGAUUUGGUGCAUCUGAACUCAGAUAUUCUUGGUUAAUAUUACACAAACAUUUAAGUUCAAUUGAACGAGUUCUAUUAACUUGUGAUGCAACUAUGGAUAAUUUUGAAUUAGAACAAAAAUUGUCAGAAUUAACAUUGGUAUUAACUGAUAGAUUUUUAUAUUUAAUCAAAGAUCCAAAUUUAAUGUUACCAAAUGUUCUACGCUUACCAAUAACUCAAAUUGUUACUCCCAGUCAACAACAUCAUGAUCCUUCUUUAAUUACAAUAACUAUUCGUAUGUCAGCUCAGAACGAUACUACAUAUGAUCGAGUAGCUGAUUAUGUACGUAAAUCACAAAGUUUUUUAAACAUGGAAUCAAAAACCUUAUCAGAUAAUCAAGAUCAAACACAUAGAUUGCUGGUUAGUCCACAAAUAAGAAAUUACAUAUUAAAUUUAAUUGAAUUCCUUAAACGACAUAUUCAGAAUAAAGGGUAUGCAGUGAUAUAAAUAAUUGCCAAAAGUGUACUCAUAAAUGUCUUGUGCAAUAUAAAUUUUAAAAUACCUGUGAUAAUUUAAUCAGUAUAAUUUUAUAUUUGUCUAUUAAUUAUGAAUA